Messenger RNA from Acanthisitta chloris (rifleman), 554 nucleotides. RefSeq names its product sulfotransferase family cytosolic 1B member 1-like. Gene Ontology annotation, molecular function: sulfotransferase activity. Gene Ontology annotation, cellular component: cytoplasm. The record is from RefSeq and is a predicted model, not a curated record. NCBI's taxonomy places the organism in Eukaryota, Metazoa, Chordata, Aves, Passeriformes, Acanthisittidae. The annotation marks the transcript as partial. The transcript has 4 exons. Gene Ontology annotation, biological process: sulfation.
GGGACAUGGGCCCAGUACCUGGAGAAGUUCAUGGCCGGCAGAGUGGCAUACGGCUCCUGGUACAACCACGUCAGGGACUAUUGGGAGCGGAGGAAGGAUCACCCCAUUCUCUACCUCUUCUACGAGGACUUGAAGGAGGACCUCCGCCGGGAGAUUGCCAAGGUGGCCCAGUUCCUGGGGCGGGAGCUGCCAGAGGCAGCGCUGGACACCAUCGCCCGACACACUUCCUUUGAGGCCAUGCGGGACAACCCUACCACCAACUACAGCAAGGUGCCAUCGCAGCUCAUGGACCACAGUGUCUCCCCCUUCAUGCGCAAAGGCACCACCGGAGACUGGAAGAACUAUUUCACCGUGGCCCAGAAUGAGCACUUUGACCAGGACUAUGUGCAGAAGAUGUCAGGCACUGACCUGUGCUUCCGCACUCAAAUCUGAGGAGACAGUGCUGGAUGCCCCACACAUCCAACCCAUGCUGAUGGCACUGCUGCUGCACCACAGGGGCUCCUUCCCCUCUCCUGGGACUGCUGGAGAGAAAUAAAACAUCCUCCCUGACGCUG